This is a messenger RNA of Cephus cinctus (wheat stem sawfly), 1170 nucleotides long. RefSeq lists its product as uncharacterized. The transcript has 4 exons. NCBI's taxonomy places the organism in Eukaryota, Metazoa, Arthropoda, Insecta, Hymenoptera, Cephidae. The annotation marks the transcript as partial. The record is from RefSeq and is a predicted model, not a curated record.
GGUAGACCCCUUAAAGUGCCGAAGAAUAUUGAGCAGUACAAAAAAUGGAAAGCGGCGAUUCGGGGUGUUGUACUGAAGCAGUCGCAGUACAUUUGCGAAAAACACUUCGAUGAAAACUGCAGAAUCAGACAGUGGAUCAAACGCGACACCAAUGGUCAAAUUAUAGCCCAAGCAGCAUACGAGCGUCCCAGACUGAUUGAGGAUGCUGUACCAAAAAUAUUCGAGGAUAGCGAAGCUGUGCAAUCAGCAUCUCCGAAUUGUUUGGAAUGCGAAGAUCAAUCGAAGGAGUACAUUCUUGACACUGCACAAUCCUUAAAAUGUCCUGAUGUGAGCAUGGAGGGCUCUACCUCAAGGGAUGUCUCCAAGGCAGCAACUGCUCAUACUUUAGAAGAAACUGUAUCUGGAAACGAGAAUAGUCUGCCUCAAGAUUCGGUCUGUCCUCAAGCGGAAAAGGAGGCAAAUAUGACGGAUUGUUCUACAGUACCUCCACGAAGCAGAGACUUCGGAAUGUGGGAUAUCCUAGUUAACGAUGGUAAUACCGUAGUGACCUCAGCGGAAAUUCCGGUAAUCGAACGUAGUGUCAUGGUUGAUCCUGACAACCGAGUUCGAUACAGUCUCUAUGGACACACCGAUGAUCCAAAGGAAUGUAAGCUCGUUGAAGUAUUAGAAGAAACGUCGCUACUGGCAGAGACUUUGGAAAAAUUUAGAAGAAUGAAAGCUUGUGGCGGUCUCGGUGCUGUCAAAGUUCACUAUUUGUCCGCCGAUACUGUUUUUAAAGAUUGCCUUGAUCGAUGGCGUGAUAACAACUGUACGUUGUUAUCAAAACAAAAAAAGUGCGAAGGGUGCAAGAAAAUGCGACAACGAAUAUUGCGACGAGAAGUUAGAGCAAAAGAAAAUCGCACGACAAAGCGCGUGUUGCGAGCAUCAAAUCCGAUCGACGAAAAGAAGCUACUGGCGCUGCGAAAAAAAAGCGACCGCGAGAGACGCUUGAAAAAUCGAGCGAAACAACGCGUGCAUUUAUUGCUGCAGUCUUUGAGAAGAAAAGCCGAGGAAAUAGCGUCCAUUAGCGUUGAGUCGUUGGAGGAAAGGUGCAGAGCAUUUAAGAGCGAGUACGUCUUCGGUAUCGCAAUUAGUCGACAAGAAAUCGAGAGAUGGACUGAUUCACGCUAA